Lacerta agilis (Sand lizard) is the source of this 1177-nucleotide messenger RNA. RefSeq lists its product as uncharacterized. Gene Ontology annotation, molecular function: peroxiredoxin activity. The record is from RefSeq and is a predicted model, not a curated record. The transcript is spliced from 5 exons. The coding region runs from base 117 to 869 and encodes 250 amino acids. NCBI's taxonomy places the organism in Eukaryota, Metazoa, Chordata, Lepidosauria, Squamata, Lacertidae.
CAUGCGCGCAUGCUCUCGCCUCCGGAGGAGCGCUGGGUAUAAAGGAGGAGGCGCCGAGCCGCGCCUGUUCGUCCUUCGGCCCUUCCCAAAUCGCGCAGCGGCUGGAUCGCGGCAUCAUGAUGGCGAGGCGUCUCCUCCUGGGCACCAGACUCUUGCAGCUCCGCAGUCGGGGCUCCCUGGGCCUUCUGCCUCGCAGUUUGGCGUCUUCCCCGAAAACUCCUCAACACUCUGCACCUCAGAACCAUGUGUACAGCACAGAGGGGGGGAGUGCCAGCAAACCGUCCAGGCGCUAUCCAGUACCCAACAAGAAGGAUUUGCCAUAUGAUAUAGUAGAGCUCAUGGAGGAAGUGGAAGUAAAGAGUGGGUUUUUACCCAACGUGUUUAAGGUUAUGUCUCACCGACCGGCAGAAUUCAGAGCAUUCUUUGCUUAUUACAAUGCCAUCAUGAACAAGGAGACAGGAAGCCUAAGCAAGGCUGACAAAGAGCUCAUUGUUGUGGCCACGAGUAUUGUUAACAAAUGUCCAUACUGCGUAAUUGCACACGGUGCUCUACAUCGGAUAUACUCCAAAAAACCAACGUUAGCAGAUCAGGUCACUGUGAACUGGCAAAUGGCCGAGCUGAGUGAUCGGGAGAGGGCCAUGGUUGAAUUUGCACUCGCCGUCUGCCGAGCGGAUAAUAUCACCGAAGAGCACUUUCAGAAGCUGGAGGCGAACGGGUUUGACCGAGAAGAUGCCUGGGACAUAGGCACAAUUACAGCCUUUUUCGCCAUGUCGAACCGCAUAGCUCACUUCACAGAUAUGCACCCAAACCCAGAAUUCUACGUCAUGGGAAGGAUACCGAGAGAGAAAGAGAAGAGCAAUGUCUCCUAACAAGGCUUGCUGGCACCCAGAUCAUUGCAAGGACAUUGGGCUCAGUGACAGGCAGGAGGUCAAGAUGGGCAAAUGUUGGAUCCGCUGAGAAAUGAAAUGUGCUUCACUUUCUAUUGUGCUAUACUUUUGAAAAAAUGUUUUCUGGUAGGGUCUCAAUUGUAAUGAGGUGCUCUGAAGACACGGCGAGAUUGGAGAUUUGCUGCUCAGUUUCUUUGGAUUGUCAUAAGCUGUGUACUGUGAUUUCUUCAUAACUGCAGAGUUAACACUUUUGUCAUAUCCGUUGUUUCUAUUAAACGUAUUUCAGCAAG